Messenger RNA from Sorghum bicolor (sorghum), 1477 nucleotides. RefSeq names its product leukocyte receptor cluster member 1 homolog. The transcript is spliced from 3 exons. NCBI's taxonomy places the organism in Eukaryota, Viridiplantae, Streptophyta, Magnoliopsida, Poales, Poaceae. The record is from RefSeq and is a predicted model, not a curated record. The coding region runs from base 169 to 894 and encodes 241 amino acids.
UCUCCACGACACCCUCCCGGCCUCCCCCUCCCCCUCCCCCUCGGUGGCGGCGAACAGAGAAAAACAGGGCAGAAAGCGCAAAUCCAGUCGUUUCCCCACCCGCUUCUCUUCCAGCCUCCCACCGGCGGCGGCGGCAAGUAACUUGACCGCCGACCCCAGCAGGCAGCCAUGGGAGGGCACGGCGGGCUGAAUAUCUUGCCGCAGAAGCGGUGGAACGUCUAUAAUUUCGACAACCGCGAGAAGGUGCAGAAAGACGAGGCCGCCGCCGCCCGGGAGGAGCAGCUCCAGCGCGAGGCGGAACGCCGCCGCGAGUCCGACCUCCGCCUCGCUGCGCUACGGCGUAACCGCGGCCUGGUCCAGGCGGAGUCGCCCGCCACUCCUCCACCUCACCCCGCCGGCCCCGCUGAUCCGGUGGACGCCGUUCCUUCCCCGGCCUCGGACGGAGACCACAUCAACCUCUUCUCGGGUGGAUCCGGCGUCGCCGCUGACUUCGCCGCGCUCGCAUCGGCCAGUGGUGGGAGGGGCGCGGCCCGGGAGCGGGAGCCUGAUGCAGACCCUAACCCUAAGAAGCGGAAGAAGAAGGAAGAGGAGGUGAGGGUUGUGGGGCCCGAUGAGGAGAAGUACAGGCUGGGCUACGGCCUCGCCGGGAAGGGCGUGGCGGUGCCCUGGUACAUGUCGAGCCCUGCAGCAGCAGCGGCCAAGGAGGGGAGGGGCAGAGAUGCAGGGGAAGAGAACGGGGUGAAGAGGAGUGGAGGGAAGAAGAGCAUUGAAGAACUGAGGGAGGAGAGGAGGAAGAGGGAGUCCAAGGAGAAGGAGCGUGAGCGUGCUGUCCUGGUUGCUGCAGGAAGGAAGGAGAGACAGGAUCGUGGGCGCCCAUCAAGAUGGGCACGGUGAUGCAAGGAUUUUCAUGGUAUAAUGUCGAAGAUUGCUCAGGAUGUUUGUUGAAUUAAGGAUAAGUCAUUGAAAGAAUGCCUUAUUCUUGUGACUGAUCUUUCCCUUCCACAGGAUAAGUCAUUGAACCGGGCAUGGCCUGACUACGUUACUAGCUAGAUAGAUGCAGAUGCAUGUGGCUGCAAGAAUUACGCCAUUCAAUUGCCAAGGAAAGAAUGCUUGUGAGCAGUCCAAGAACAUCUUGAUCAAUAACAAGAAGAUUGUAUUCUUUGUUGGAAAUUAAUCUAUUUUGAUCUUCUUUUGUAAAAUACUCCGCAUCAUGUACUGAGAAUGCAACGAAGGCAUGAAGCUAGCAGCACAUGUAACACAACCGUUGUUUGCUUGUAAUUGUAAAGCUAUUUACUUGGUUUGCCAUUUUUUUUUAUUAAGUUUCUUCAAUGUCAGAUAACUUCAACUUCCUGAGUACUGUUAGGAGCAUCCUGAAACAUCUCCCUGCAAAGUUGUAUUGCAUGCUACUGGCAUGAUUGUUGUUUUGUGCAUGGUUAGCCACUGACUAAUGAUGCAAUCAGGCCACAAUUAAGGUUGA